This is a messenger RNA of Darwinula stevensoni, 3515 nucleotides long. NCBI's taxonomy places the organism in Eukaryota, Metazoa, Arthropoda, Ostracoda, Podocopida, Darwinulidae. The record is from the annotation of a GenBank genome assembly.
AUGCCCAGUAUCACAGCACCCCAAAUGGAAUAUGAUGAUCAGGAGAAGCUGCUUAAUGAAGCACUGGGAGUGGUGAAAGCUCAAGCAUUCCAGAUGAAAAGAUGCUUAGACAAUGGAAAGUUGAUGGAUGGGUUGAAGCAUGCAUCCAAUAUGCUCGGUGAACUCAGGACUUCCAUGCUAUCUCCAAAAUGCUACUAUGAACUUUGUAUCCUUAUCUUUGAUGUCAUACUGCAUGACAGAGCAGAUUGGUACUUGCUGAUUACUGUGGGACUUGUGUACAUCAAGACAAAUCAACAAAGCCGAAGGGAUAUUCUCAGAGAUUUGGUUGAGAUGUGUAGGGGUGUUCAGCAUCCCUUGAGAGGCCUGUUUCUUCGAAAUUAUCUGCUACAAGUCACCAGGAAUGUACUUCCAGAUGUUGAUGAUACCUCUGGUCUCUCAACUCCUCCACAUGAGCAGGCCACCUUGCACCCUUCACCAGUACAAGAUUCCCUGGACUUCAUCCUCUUGAAUUUUGCGGAGAUGAACAAGCUCUGGGUUCGUAUGCAACAUCAAGGCCACACCAGAGAGAAGGAGAAGAGGGAAAAGGAACGUCUAGAGCUGAAAAUUCUUGUGGGCACCAAUCUGUCAGUUCUGUCACAGCUUGAGGGAGUCACUUUGGAUAGAUUUAAAACAGUGGUUCUGCCUGCUAUCUUGGAACAAGUGGUGAGCUGCAAGGAUGCCAUUGCACAAGAGUAUCUCAUGGAAUGCAUAAUUCAGGUUUUCCCAGAUGAGUUCCAUCUCCAAACCUUGCAUGGUUUUCUGAAGGCAUGUGCAGAGCUGCAUCUAAAUGUGAAUGUGAAAAAUAUCAUCAUCUCUCUUCUGGAUCGUCUGGCACUUUUUGCAAAGAAGGAAGAUGGUGGAGGUAUCCCUUCAGGAAUCCAUCUCUUUGAUAUUUUCUCUGAGCAAGUGGCCAUGAUCAUAAAGUCAAGACCUGACAUGCCUCUUGAGGACAUUGUAUCAUUGCAAAUUUCCCUUCUCAACAUGGCCCACAAAUGCUACCCCAGCCAGUCAGACUAUGUUGAUCGCAUCCUUCAGUCCAUGAAUGAUGUUCUGGAGAAGCUCAAUGUAACCAGAGUGGACCAUAGCAAACCAGUGGGCAAGGAGUUAACCCGGUUUCUCAAGAUUCCACUUGACAACUACAAUGAUAUUCUGACAGUUCUCAAACUGGACCACUUCAAGCCUCUUGUUGAAGUGUUUGAUUACACAGGACGCAAGAACAUGAGUUGCUAUAUUGUGAACAAUGUUCUCGAUAAUGAGACUCAGAUUCAGACAACUGAUCAGGUAGAGGCAUUGUUGUCAGUCAUCAACACAUUGGUCAAGGAUCAGACAGAUCAGCCACCAGGAGAACCUGAUCCAGAGGAUUUCACUGAGGAGCAAUGUCUUGUGGGACGUUUGAUUCAUCUCUUUAAGGCUGACUCCCCUGAUGGCCAGUAUACCCUCCUAAGCACAGCAAAGAAGCACUUUGGACUUGGAGGCACCAAAAGGAUCAAAUUCACUGUCCCAUCCAUGGCAUUCAAAUGUUAUCAGUUGGCUUUCUGGUAUAAACAGAUACAAAAUCAGGAGGAGAAGUGGGAGGUGAAAUGUGAACGAGUAUUUCAACAAUCCCUUGGUAUCAUCCGUGGACUAGUCAAAGCUGAUUAUGCUGAAUUACCAAUGAGGUUGCUCUUGCAAGGUGCUCUGGCUUCUGAUCAGCUAGGUUUUGAGAAACGUGAGACUGUAGCAUAUGAGUUCAUAUCAGAGGCCAUAUCUUUAUAUGAAGAAGAAAUCAGUGAAAGUAAGGCACAAUUGACUGCCAUUACCUUGAUCAUUGGAACCUUGGAGAAGAUGUCCUGCUUUUCAGAAGAGAAUCAUGGAACAUUACGGAAGCAAUGUGCACUGGCAGCAACUAAACUCCUCAAAAAGCCAGAUCAAAGCCGUGCAGUUGGCACUUGCUCUCACCUUUUCUGGUCUGCAUGCACAGCAGAAAAAGCUGCAGCACUGCACGAUGGCAAGUCCGUGAAUGAUUGCUUGAAGAAAGCCAUUCGUACAGCCAACAAUUGCAUGGACAAAUCAGUGCAAGUCCAACUUUAUGUGGAAACUCUCAGCUUGUUUGUAUACUUCUUUGAGAGGAACAAUGACCAAGUCACUGUGCAGCAGCUGAAUCAGCUCAUGAGCAAGAUAAGAGAAGAAUUGCCCCAGUUGGAGCCUGGUGAUGAAACUGAUCAGAUACACAGGCAUUUUAAUAAUACCAUUGACCAUCUGAGGCACAAGAUGGAACAUCCAGCAUCUGGAACACGCUCUAUGGAAGGACUCGAACUGUGAUCUCCCACCAGAUUCCUCACCAUUAAUUCCCCCUUAUUUCAUUCGUAAGGGUAUGGUUGUUUUCAGCUGUGAACCAUGUCUCUCUUUAUGUCUGCUUCUCCAGUGGGAUCUGAUGUAUAAGAUGAAUUAUAAUGAUGGAGUGAUGAUGCCACUAUGACUGGUUAAGGCCAAAAUUCAGAGUAGAGUUGAGUGUUGGGGAUAGAGUUGAACUCAUUGAGCAAUAAAGGCAAGUUCACACAAACUGCACAGGACAAGUUAUCACUUGCUUUGUUAAUUCUCACUCAACUCUUCUCAUAGACACCCUUAUGCUGUGCUAUGCAGUGAGUGUGAAUUUGCCCCAAUAGAACCUAUACAAUUCAUAUGCAAGAUGUAAAUUUGUCUUCUCAGAACAGGACUUUUUUUGUUGUACAAGAUGUCCUGUGAUUCAAUUGUAAAAAGAAUGUUACAGAAAGCUUAUUAGCACAUUUACUGACAAGUUACCAGACAAUGGGACUGUCUGUGUCUCAUGUGCUCAGUUUAUCCUGAUGCUUCCAAGACAUUGGUGCAUUAUCAGAAAAUCAUGCUAUUAUUGCAAAUUGCCAAACCUGCCAUUGACCCAGAGUGAGAAUUGUCAUUAAGUGGUCAGUGUGUUUAGAGCUGUUAUUGCUGUGGAUGAAAAGGCCUAGAGGCUGCAGGAAGAAACCAUGAUAGUAUUUUUCACUUGAGUUACACAUAUUUUUGCAUAACCGAGACACUAAUGCAUGAGGGACAUCUCAUGCACAAGUUCCCAAGUCAAGUGAAAAAGGCUAUGAUGAUAAUUGGUACUGCAGGCAAUACACUCCUCUGUACUAUGUUUAACUCGACUACCAAACACUCAACAUCAAGUUGUGACUUGCCCAUUGUGUUACAGUGUGCCAUAGAUGGAAAUGGGGCGAGGCAAGGGGUUACUCCCUUAACUAAAAUUUUCUCAUGACAGGUUUUUUGGCUAGUCAGAUUUGUUGAGAGACUUCUGACAUUUUGAAUCUGGGUGUGAUGGUGAUCCAAGUCAAGUCCUGGGUUCUCAUUUUCCUUAUUCUAUUCAUGUACAUGGAUCCUAUUAUUAUGCAUGCAUGCUGAGGUAACAGUAAAUUAAAGGUUGGGCCCAUGGGCCCAUGUUGAUAAAUGUAGGAAUAAAGCUGAUUUAUUCAAACCAAACA